AUGUCUGGAGAUCGGCUCCUUGCCUUGUACCAGAACUGCACUAAGCUGGCAGCUGAGAAUAAAAUCAAUCAGAAGAACACAUGGGAUCUUGAUCUUAUUGAUCACAUACGCCUUGGUAUUAUACUAAUCAAUAUCCUGCCAUCAUCCAUCGUGCUACAGGCUAGCUGCACACUGGAGGCUGGCGUGAAGAUUUAUUCGUACCGAGUCGACUCCAUCCAUUCCGAGACAUACAAAGUGCUCAGUGGCCUGACGCGGGCAGGCGAUACACGAGAAGAUGAAGGAGUUGACCAGGAAGAAGGCAACGGCAGCCGACGAGAGUCUCAGAAGAAGGUAACACGAACUUCCCUAUCAUUGCCUGCGACAUCGAGCACAUUGGAGGAUAAUCUUGACCAGAUCAACGUCAAGAAGCUGGAGCGUGCCAUUGUCACGGACCCGCUUUUCACAAAAACAUCUGGUCAAUUCGACGAGGGCGGUGCAAGCGGCCUGCUCCUGUACAAUCUCCCCGUGUUCAACGGGUGCGAGAUCAUGUUCGAUUCAGAAGCCAUCAUCGUGGACCCUUCUCGCACGCAGCCGGAGGAACAGGGGAAGGAGUACGUGGAUAUCUCCUUUGCAUCUCGCGAAGUGGAGCUCCUACUGAGCGCGGAUGACCCUGAGAGCUGGGAAAUCACUCCGUCCAUCUCUGCUCUCUACGAGCUGGCUGAAGAUCACCGCUGGAAGGCAGCUGUUGGCGCCAGUGCCAAGGAUUCCUCUCAUGACAUGGAUGGGAAUGCUGUUAGAAGCGCGGAGGGAUUCAAGGCGUUUGAUGCGGGAGAUGAGCCAGUGGGUGGGGUGGGGGAAGGGUUUUCGUUUGGAGAUGAUAAUGACGAUGGCUCUGUGGUCGAUUUUGGCGGUGGUGGAGAAGAUGGGUGGAAUGAUGAUGGGUGUGGGUUCGCUGGCCCGCCGUUUGCUGGUGCUGAUGCUCCUGGGAUGAUCCCGGCAGGGGAUUCUGAUGGGGAGAACGGAUAUUCGGAUGUUGAUGAUGGUAUGAACGCUGCGGAUUGGCUGGCAGCAGGCAUGGGCAUGUCGAGGCUCAAGGGGAGCAAUGCGUGGGCUGGCCCUAAGCACUGGCACUUUGUUAAGUCCAAGGAGGAGGCGCCUGCAGCAGCUGCUGAGACGAAGGGGAGGAAGAAGAGGGCAGCAAAGUCAGAGCUGAUUGAUUUCUCAGACCCUCAGAUUGACGAGUCCUUGUUUCAAGCCCCUAAAGCGCUGAAGGAAAUCCAGUUGACCAGGGCUGGUCGCAAGGUGGUCAAUACCUUGCUUCCGAAGGACUACCAUUACGAUGGGCGCAAGUUGGCAACGGUUUUUAUAAGCUUGGAUUGGAGCUUCUUGGCUAGAAAGGCCAGGAGCCGAGGUGGGGUGAAGCAAGGGUUUGAGGAUGGAGGCGGUGGGGAUGGGUUUGCAGCGGUUGGUGGCGGUGAAGACGUUUUUGAGGACGCGUGGGGAGGGGACGAGUGUGCUGAUCCGUUUGAUUAUGGGGACGACUUUCAUGGGCAAGGGGAUUCUGCAGAGGUCAAGCCAGUGGAUGAUUUCAUGGAUGAUCUGGUUCCCAUGCCAAAGAAGGCACAGAAGAUUGAUGUCAACUAUGCUAGACAGUCAAAGCAGGUAGAUGUGAAGAUUCUGAAAGACACUAUCUGGGUGGAGCUGCAACGGCGCCAUGCCUAUGAGAGGGAGGAACAGCAGGACGAGGAUGGAUCCUCCUCCGGCCCGAUCAGCUUCGAUCGAGGCGGCAGCACGCCUGGCCGUCUGAAGCUGUUCACGCGACGCCCGAAGAAGGCGCGAGAAACGUCAGGAGCUGCAGCCAGAGCUCCCCCAGACCUCCCCGCGCGCUCCUCCCCCUGGGGCAUCUUCUCCCUCUUCUCCUCCCCCGCAUCUCCGCCAACGCCCCUAUCUGGGCAAGGACCCAGAUCCGCGGGAGCUUCCCCCGGGUCAGCAGCUGGGGGAGCUCCCCGCCCCCCACUGCUGUACCGCAUGCGAGGGGCGUUCAGUUUCCUGCUCGCGCUCAACCUCGUGCUGGGAGGUACGUAG
This is a messenger RNA of Closterium sp. Yama58-4, 2064 nucleotides long. Lineage: Eukaryota; Viridiplantae; Streptophyta; Zygnematophyceae; Desmidiales; Closteriaceae. The record is from the annotation of a GenBank genome assembly.